Molecule: messenger RNA, 933 nt
Organism: Aureobasidium subglaciale EXF-2481
Lineage: Eukaryota; Fungi; Ascomycota; Dothideomycetes; Dothideales; Saccotheciaceae
Exons: 1
Coding region: 1-933 (310 amino acids)
Biological process (GO): regulation of translational initiation
Cellular component (GO): cytoplasm
Source: RefSeq, a predicted model, not a curated record
AUGUCCAAACGUCCGCGAAGUCCCUCUCCUGUUAAGGAGCUGUCAGACGAUGCAGACCACGACUUCUGGAUAUCUGAAAAGAUCGAGGAUCGCGCUUCAAUUUUUCAGGCCUGGUUUUCGCCAACUAUGCCUGCGAAGGAGCUUCAGAAGCUGGAUCAAUUCAAGGACGCUUCUCAUCGCAUUCUAGCUUGGAGGAGUCCCUCGUCGCAAAGAACUUUAGUUGGCAAUGUACGGACUCUGGAGACUGGGACAGACGACGAUGGAGAGCGCUAUGGAGGUCGACAUGUCUUGAAAGUCAUUGAGGAGAUGCGAGUGGAGGGCGCCAUUGUUGUUGCAAGAUGGUACGGUGGAGUCAUGCUCGGCCCCGCGCGAUUUGCCCACAUUGAGAACUCUGCGAGGGACGCGAUUCGAGCUUGGCGACAAAAGGAAGACAGCGAAGGGCAGAAGCGCCGGCGAAUUGAGGACGAAGACAUGGAGAGAGCAAGUCUGAUCGUCGAAUUGACGGAUCGUGAUCAGAACAUUCUGGUAUUGAGAAAGCUGCUAGAGGAGAAGACGAAUCAGAUACAGCCACACUCACAUGCUGAACCAAAGACUUCCUCAAGACCCUCCGUACUGGCACCCGAUUACAAUCUCAUGCCCAUUGAUCGACUCCGACAGUUCGACAAGGCACGAGAUAGUACGGUGGCAUUUCUGCUGAAGAAGAUCGACGAAGCUGAGAAGCAGAUCAGUCUAAGGGAUGCAAAGUCUCCCUCGCCCAUACUGGCUGAACUGCCUGACGCCGUUAUCGCAGAUCAAGCACAUUUGCAGACUUCGGCCGUUCUCCAUGAAACACAGGCUCCAGACACCCCCGGUGAGGUCGAGAAGCCUGUCGUACGAGCACCUCAAAAGCCUUUCGAAGAAGAAGAGUCGAGCGAUGAUGACAGUUCUUCUUGA